Messenger RNA from Cornus florida, 1841 nucleotides. RefSeq names its product NAD-dependent protein deacetylase SRT1. The record is from RefSeq and is a predicted model, not a curated record. The coding region runs from base 151 to 1572 and encodes 473 amino acids. Gene Ontology annotation, molecular function: NAD+ binding. Lineage: Eukaryota; Viridiplantae; Streptophyta; Magnoliopsida; Cornales; Cornaceae. The transcript is spliced from 14 exons.
GAAAAGAGUCUUAAGUACUUUAUUAACUAUACAUCAAAAGAGAGAAAAAGACUUCCCAAGUCUCUUUACAUUGAUCAACUUCUCGAGAGAGAGAUAGAGAGAGAGAAUCUGAGAAGAGGGAAAGAGAGGAUUCACAGAGCGAAACCCACCAUGUCUCUGGGUUACGCAGAGAAGCUUUCGUUCAUAGAGGAUGUCGGUAAGGUUGGAAUGUCUGAGAUUUUCGACCCGCCUCGCGUUUUGCAAGAAAAAAUUGAAAGACUUGCCAUGAUGAUACGGAAGAGUAAGCAUCUAGUGGUGUUUACAGGAGCAGGAAUAUCUACUUCUUGUGGUAUACCCGACUUCCGAGGUCCCAAUGGUAUUUGGACACUUCAGAGGGAAGGCAAAGCCUUGCCUGAAGCAUCACUGCCAUUUCAUCGUGCAAUGCCAAGCAUGACUCAUAUGGCUUUGGUUGAACUAGAGAGGGCUGGUAUCCUAAAGUUUGUUAUUAGCCAGAAUAUUGAUGGCCUACAUCUUCGAUCUGGAAUACCGAGGGACAAACUUGCUGAAUUGCAUGGUAACUCCUUCAUGGAAAUAUGCCCUUCUUGUGGACUUGAGUAUUUGCGGGAUUUUGAGGUAGAAACUAUUGGAUUGAAGGAGACAUCACGGCGUUGCUCUAAUGUAGGUUGUGGCACAAAACUUAAGGACACGGUUCUUGACUGGGAGGAUGCAUUGCCCCCAAAGGAGAUGAAUCCAGCAGAGAAACACUGCAAAAUGGCUGAUGUAGUAUUAUGCUUAGGGACAAGUUUGCAGAUAACUCCUGCAUGCAAUUUGCCUCUAAAAUCUCUCCGUGGUGGUGGGAAGAUUGUAAUUGUGAAUCUUCAGAAAACUCCGAAGGACAAGAAGGCAUAUUUGGUGAUCCAUGGGCUUGUAGACAAGGUAAUGGCAGGAGUCAUGGACCUACUCAAUCUGCGGAUUCCUCCAUUUGUCAGAAUUGAUCUUCUCCAGAUCAUUUUUGCUCAGGCCUUCAGUUUAGAUAAAAGGUAUGUGAACUGGAGCCUCAGGGUAGCAAGUGCGCACGGGAAGAAAGCUCCAUUGCCAUUCGUCAAAUCUGUUGAGGUUUCCUUCUCAGAAUCACAAAACAUGAAAGAAGCUGUUCUACAUGAGCAACCACUUCAACUAAAAAGGAGAACAGUGAGGACAGCGGAACCAUUUGAUAUUCUGUUGAAACUGAACUUCAGUGAUGGUUGUGGGUGUUCAUGCACCCGUAUCAAGAUUCCAAUUGACUUUAAGGUCCCAAUGGACUGUUUUAAGCGUGACAAGGAUGCUGUCUUUCAGAAGCUGAGAGAGAGAGCCAUCCAAGACCUAUGCUGUGGGAAAAAGUCAGUUAUCGAGAGAGAGGCUGUCACAGACCCUGAAAGCGAGGUCACAGUCUAUGCAAUUGUAACAGACAUUAUUAGGUAUGAGAAAACUUCUAAAGCAUUUGAAGCUGCACCCUUAAGUAAUGGCACAGUGAAAAGGCAAGAUUUGGGUAUCAAUUGGAUUGAAACACCUCGGAAGCGACGGUGUAAGCAUAAAGUAGGAGGUAGACGGUGAAGUGGUAGUGAUUCAAGUUGUGUAAAUAUUUUUCUACCAAUUACUAGAACUAUGGAUGGUAAACAGAUGUUUGCAGAGACUGGGUGAAUUUUGCUAUGUACUACACUCAAGUCUCACCAGGCAUGGUAUGAAGAUGGAAUGUGGCUGCCAUAACCAAAAUUUUGUAGGUUAAAGGGAUUUGGGAAUCAUGCAUUCCAUGGUGGAAUCAUGCCUAUCAUCUCUACUCUUUUAUUUCUUUUGAUGAAAUAUAUCAGCCAGUUUUGUUGCAA